GGUGCCAAUGCAACCUUGCAGUGCGAUGGCUGGACGGGUGAAAAUCAUCACCACCUUCUGGGCUUCAUGAUGACAGCACAGAGAAAGUUACAUACAGUCAAAGUUCACAAUGCAUUGAGGGAUCCUCGGACAGCUGAAGAACUUCUUCGGCAGAUAUUAGAGGCAAUCAGCAAGAUCGAGACUGAAUGGGGGGCCACUGUGGUUGCAUGCACUACAGAUGCAUCUGGCGAAUCUCGAAAGGCCCAUCGUCUACUUCGAGAGAAAUUUCCGCACCUUGUUGUUCCUGAUUGUGUAGCUCAUCAGUUAAUUACAUGGUUACGCAGCAAGACACAAGUACUUGCCAUUCUCUGUGAGAUACAGAUGGCAACCAUUGGAAAAACACUCGCAGUCCUCAGAGCAGUGCUGACACGCUGGUUAUCACACUAUCUCGCAUAUUGUUGUCUUCUUGAGCUUCGACCUGCCCUUGAACUGCUUGUUACAAAGCACGAGGCUAAUCUAAUGUCAAGUGGAGAUGCACAAUCACACAGGAAGACUCAAACUACUAUCAACACAAUAAAAAACACAACAUUCUGGCAUGCAAUGGCACAAUGGAAAACUCUGCUUGAACCAAUCUCCCUCAUGACAAAUAUUCACCAAGCAGCCCAAGCAAGACCUGAACAUGUUGUGAUUUCAUUUGGUUUCCUGCACUUUCGCUACUCCAAGAUUGAAAAUCACACUGAUCUCGCUGCUCGUACAGCUGUUCUUGCAAGUGCUGAAUGCCGCUGGGGACAAUGUGACCAAGAAGUUUUUAUUGCUGCUGUCAUCAUCAAUCCUUUCUACAAGAUUUUGCCAUUCAAAAAGAUACCUCUCACAACACGUGCAGGGCUUGCGGCACUUUUCGGACGUCUUUGGAGCCCUUUUUUCAACUCAGAUGCACCACUUGAUCUUUACACAGACCUAGAGGACUAUAUGAGUGGUUCCUGUGACUUCGCACACAUAGAUGUCUACAAGUUUGCAUUGUUAUCUCAUGCUGAGAAGGAGGGUAUUGCAGUUGAUCCAAUUAAUAUCUGGGAUGGACUGUCACAUCCCGGGUCACCACUUAGACCACUUCAUUCUAUUGCCCUGCGCCUUCUCUCUAUCUGCCCAAAUUCCGCCUCUUGCGAGCACCUUUUUAGUGUCUUUGGCGCAAUUCUCAUGAAAUGGCGAAAUUGGCUCUCAACAGAAACACUCACACUCCUCGCUGAACUCAAGAUGUAUGUUCAUGAAGAGCAUGUACGCAACGAUGUCAUCAAGAAGCGGCUCAAGUGCCAGUACUGUGACAAGAAAGAGUCUGCCAAAACACAGGCAACCAAUGAUUCAGAUGCAGGAAGUGGUGAGUGUUACGGACUCAGAUAG
This is a messenger RNA of Suillus fuscotomentosus, 1374 nucleotides long. Its product is annotated as ribonuclease H-like domain-containing protein. Lineage: Eukaryota; Fungi; Basidiomycota; Agaricomycetes; Boletales; Suillaceae. The transcript is spliced from 5 exons. The annotation marks the transcript as partial. The record is from RefSeq and is a predicted model, not a curated record.